CUCAUUGCAAGGCGAGAGCUCUGAGUUCCGGUGUAUGAGAAAGAGACGUGGCGAAAUUGCUGUAUAUCUCUGCCCUAUAAGCAUACCUUUCCUUUACACUGAAGGGAACCAAGACAUCAAAAAGGCUGCGCAAACCAUGCAGGAUGAUUUACUGAUGGACAAAAGCAAAGCCCAGCCCCAGCAGCAGCGGCAGCAGCAGCAAGAUCCAAACGCAGCAGAAGCCCCUUCUACGCCCAUCACGUCAGAGACACCCAAACAGGAGGACAGCAGCCCAGUGACUAGCAUCGGCUCAGCAGCUCCUGCCCAAAAUAGCAAGGAAAAGAUGCAGAUGGAGUCCCCCAUCUUGCCAGGCUUAAGUUUCCACCAGCCUCAGCAGGAACCUACAGCUGGCACCUCCUUGUCUCCCUCCUUCGGAAGCACCUGGUCUACUGGGACCACAAAUGCAGUGGAUGAUAGCUUUUUCCAAGGGAUUACCCCUGUCAAUGGGACAAUGCUUUUCCAGAAUUUCCCUCACCAUGUAAAUCCAGUUUUUGGUGGCACUUUCUCCCCCCAGAUUGGCCUAGCUCAGACUCAGCACCACCAACAGCAGCAGCAGCAAGCCCAGCAGCAGCAAAGGAGAUCGCCAGUCAGCCCCAAUCAGGCAUCUUUUGCCCAGAGAAAUGCUGCUUAUAGCCAUCAGCCCAUCAUGACCAGCAAACCUUCCUCCUCCUCAGCUUCCACCUCUUCUCCUUCCAGCUGGAAUAACCACCAAAAUGCCGCCUGGAGUACACCUUCCAAUCCUUGGGGCGGGCUGCAAGCUGGCAGGGACCCUCGAAGGGCAGUAGGUGUGGGUGUUGGUGUAGGAGUGGGAGUUGGAGUGCCAUCCCCACUUAAUCCCAUUUCGCCUCUUAAGAAGCCCUUCUCUAGCAAUGUCAUUGCCCCACCAAAGUUUCCACGGGCUGCUCCCCUAACCCCAAAAUCCUGGAUGGAAGACAACGCCUUCAGGACUGACAAUGGUAACAAUCUGUUGCCUUUUCAGGACCGGAAUCGGCCCUAUGAUACUUUUAACUUGCACUCUUUGGAAAAUUCAUUAAUGGAUAUGAUAAGGACUGAUCAUGAGCCUCUUAAAGGUAAACACUACCCUCCCAGUGGCCCACCAAUGAGUUUCGCUGAUAUAAUGUGGAGGAAUCAUUUUACAGGUCGUAUGGGUAUAAAUUUUCAUCAUCCAGGAACAGAUAACAUUAUGGCUCUCAAUACCAGGAGCUAUGGGCGGAGACGAGGUCGUUCUUCACUCUUUCCUUUCGAAGAUGGCUUCUUAGAUGACAGUCAUGGUGACCAGUCUUUAUCAUCAGGUCUUAGCUCUCCAACCCGCUGUCAAAAUGGUGAAAGAGUGGAACGUUAUUCUAGGAAGGUGUUUGUUGGAGGUCUGCCUCCUGACAUUGAUGAAGAUGAAAUCACUGCCAGCUUUCGUAGGUUUGGACCUCUUGUAGUAGACUGGCCUCAUAAAGCUGAAAGCAAGUCAUAUUUUCCACCUAAAGGUUAUGCCUUUCUGCUAUUCCAGGAAGAAAGCUCUGUGCAAGCUCUAAUAGAUGCCUGUCUGGAAGAGGAUGGGAAACUUUAUCUAUGUGUAUCAAGUCCCACUAUCAAGGACAAACCAGUGCAAAUUCGACCUUGGAACUUAAGUGACAGUGACUUUGUAAUGGAUGGCUCUCAACCUUUAGACCCCAGAAAAACUAUUUUUGUUGGAGGAGUCCCACGACCCCUCAGAGCUGUUGAACUAGCAAUGAUUAUGGAUCGUUUGUAUGGAGGAGUCUGCUAUGCUGGCAUUGAUACGGACCCAGAGCUGAAAUACCCAAAAGGUGCUGGUAGAGUGGCUUUCUCCAAUCAGCAGAGCUAUAUUGCUGCUAUAAGUGCUCGCUUUGUCCAGCUCCAACACAAUGACAUUGAUAAACGGGUGGAAGUGAAGCCAUAUGUGCUUGAUGAUCAGAUGUGUGAUGAAUGCCAGGGCACUCGCUGUGGUGGAAAAUUUGCUCCAUUUUUCUGUGCCAAUGUUACCUGCUUGCAGUAUUACUGCGAAUACUGUUGGGCCAGCAUUCACUCUCGUGCUGGGCGAGAGUUCCACAAACCACUCGUGAAGGAAGGGGGGGAUCGGCCACGCCACGUUCCGUUCCGUUGGAGCUGAAGUCUGGGCCUAAAUCCAGCAGCAAAGAAGUACUGGAACUGAAGAAACUGAAGGGAGAAGAGAGUGCUGCCUCAGGGCUUUAGUGUUCUGGAAAUCUGUGCAUUCAUCCUUUACUUUAAUGAAGAGAUGGGUCUUUUUAUUACGA
Podarcis raffonei (Aeolian wall lizard) is the source of this 2306-nucleotide messenger RNA. It is a transcript of the gene CPEB3, whose product is annotated as cytoplasmic polyadenylation element binding protein 3. The record is from RefSeq and is a predicted model, not a curated record. Gene Ontology annotation, biological process: negative regulation of cytoplasmic translation. The transcript has 11 exons. Gene Ontology annotation, molecular function: mRNA 3'-UTR binding; translation factor activity, RNA binding; mRNA regulatory element binding translation repressor activity. Gene Ontology annotation, cellular component: cytoplasm; synapse; nucleus. Bases 35 to 2161 code for a protein of 708 amino acids. NCBI's taxonomy places the organism in Eukaryota, Metazoa, Chordata, Lepidosauria, Squamata, Lacertidae.